AUGGAGGAGAACUUUUCUUGCGAAAUUCGUGAAAAAUUGAAAAUUAUUUGUUCUUUUUGUUCGGUUUAUGUGUUGCUACCAAAGUCGUUUAUGUGUUUGUUGAGAAGGAAGUUGACGAGACCUUUUGAAGCAUUUCCCAGAUACUUAAGUGAGUAUGAAAAUAUCACUAAGAGAGUACCUAGAAAAUUGAAGGAAUAA
Messenger RNA from Clunio marinus, 198 nucleotides. The record is from the annotation of a GenBank genome assembly. NCBI's taxonomy places the organism in Eukaryota, Metazoa, Arthropoda, Insecta, Diptera, Chironomidae.